AUGUCUCACCGAAAGUUUGAGAGACCACGCCACGGUUCCCUUGGGUUCUUGCCUCGUAAGCGCGCUGCUCGCCACAGAGGAAAGGCUAAGUCCUUCCCAAAGGAUGAUCCCUCUAAGCCUGUGCACUUGACUGCCUUCAUGGGCUACAAGGCUGGUAUGACUCAUGUUGUCCGCGAUUUGGACCGUCCUGGCUCUAAGAUGCAUAAGAAGGAGAUUGUUGAGGCUGUGACCAUCAUUGAGACUCCUCCUAUGGUUGUUGUUGGUGUUGUCGGUUACGUCGAGACCCCUCGUGGUCUUCGCUCCUUGACCACAGUUUGGGCCGAGCACUUGUCGGAGGAGCUUAAGCGCCGAUUCUACAAGAAUUGGUACCGCUCCAAGAAAAAGGCUUUCACUAAGUAUGCUAAACAACACGCUAAUGGUGCUAAGCCUAUCCUCCGCGAGCUUGAGCGCAUCAAGAAAUACUGCUCUGUCGUCCGUGUUAUUGUCCAUACCCAGGUGCGCAAGGUUAAGAUUGGUCAAAAGAAGGCCCAUGUCAUGGAGAUUCAGUUAAACGGAGGAUCAGUGGCUGAUAAAGUCAAAUUUGCAUAUGAGCACUUUGAGAAGACUGUGGAUGUUUCGUCUGUACUGGAACAGGAUGAGAUGAUUGACGUGAUUGCUGUCACAAAGGGUCACGGAUUUGAGGGUGUCACUCAUCGUUGGGGUACUAAGAAGCUUCCUCGUAAGACUCACAAAGGUCUUCGUAAGGUUGCUUGUAUUGGAGCAUGGCAUCCUUCCCGCGUCAUGUUCUCUGUUCCUCGUGCUGGUCAGAAUGGUUACCACCACCGUACCGAGGUCAACAAGAAGAUUUAUCGAAUUGGAAAGGGCGAGGACAAGUCUAAUGCCAAGACUGACUAUGACUUGACAGAGAAGGCUAUCACCCCUCUUGGUGGUUUCCCUCACUAUGGUAUUGUCAAUGAGGACUAUGUCAUGAUCAAGGGUUGCUGCGCUGGUACCAAAAAGCGUGUUGUCACCCUCCGUAAGUCUCUUCUAGUCCACACUAAGCGCUCUGCUUUGGAAAAUGUCCAGCUCAAGUUCAUUGAUACCUCCUCCAAGUUCGGUCACGGCCGUUUCCAGACCCGCGAGGAGCGCCAGCAAUUCCAGGGCACCUUGAAGAAGGACCUUUAA
Messenger RNA from Lobosporangium transversale, 1164 nucleotides. Its product is annotated as 60S ribosomal protein L3. The record is from RefSeq and is a predicted model, not a curated record. Lineage: Eukaryota; Fungi; Mortierellomycota; Mortierellomycetes; Mortierellales; Mortierellaceae. The coding region runs from base 1 to 1164 and encodes 387 amino acids. The transcript has 2 exons. Gene Ontology annotation, biological process: translation; ribosomal large subunit assembly. Gene Ontology annotation, molecular function: structural constituent of ribosome; RNA binding. Gene Ontology annotation, cellular component: cytosolic large ribosomal subunit; ribosome.